Messenger RNA from Amphiprion ocellaris (clown anemonefish), 3173 nucleotides. RefSeq names its product StAR-related lipid transfer (START) domain containing 3 (gene stard3). The transcript is spliced from 15 exons. Lineage: Eukaryota; Metazoa; Chordata; Actinopteri; Pomacentridae. The coding region runs from base 227 to 1600 and encodes 457 amino acids. Gene Ontology annotation, cellular component: late endosome. The record is from RefSeq and is a predicted model, not a curated record. Gene Ontology annotation, molecular function: cholesterol transfer activity; cholesterol binding.
ACAGACUUAAAACUUCUGGAAACGUCAGUGCCUUCUUUUAACACCACCUCCUGCUGAUUUAGAGGCGUAUUUAAUCUCCAAACACUCAUUGAUUUGAGCCGUGAUUGUCGGAGCGCAGCAGUGAACAUCUUGCUGCGGUUCUUCAUCUUUGAGCGGUCAGCCCGGAAGACUGUCCAGGCGACGAUGUUGCGGUAAAACAAGUGGAGUUUCCUGUCCAGCAGCAGGAAUGCCAGGUGGAGAGUACGGGGAGCUCGGGGGCAGCAUCCCUGCCAUCGCCUCCCUCAACGCCUCCUACUCCACAUCGCUGUCCAUCCCUUCGCCAUACAUGCUGGUGCCACCUGCAGAGCGAAAGGUCAUCUCCGAUGUCCGCCGCACCUUCUGCCUCUUCGUCACGUUCGACCUCCUCUUCAUCUCGCUUCUCUGGAUUAUCGAGCUGAACAUCUCCAGCACAAUCUGGGACAGCUUGGAAAAUGAGGUCGUCCAUUACAACUUCAGGUCUUCCUUCUUCGACAUCUUUCUCCUCGCCUUGUUUCGUUUCCUGUGUCUGCAAGUUGGUUAUGCUGCCUUUCGGUUGAAGCACUGGUGGGUCAUCGCGGUUACAACACUGGUGACCAGCGUCUUCCUCGUUGUUAAGGUCAUCGUGUCUAAUCAGCUCCUGUCCCAGAAUGCCUUUGGCUACGUUCUACCCAUCACCUCGUUCGUGGUGGCCUGGUUGGAAACCUGGUUCCUUGACUUCAAGGUUCUCACUCAGGAGGCCGACGAUGAAAGAGCCUACUUGGCGGCGGUGAACGCAGCCUGCGAACGGGCCCCGAUGAUCUACCCUCGAGCUGUUUCAGACGGACAAUUCUACUCUCCACCUGAAUCCGUCGCAGGGUCUGACGAGGAUCUGGACGAGGAGGGACUCGGUCGCAAAGCCGUCACUGCUCAGGAGAAGGAGUACGUCAGACAGGGCCGCGAGGCGAUGUCGGUGGUCGAACAGAUCCUCACCCAGGAGGAAAACUGGAAGUUCGAAAAGAACAGCGACAUGGGAGAUUCUGUGUACACUCUGGAGAUUCCCUACCACGGAAAGACUUUCAUUCUCAAGGCCUUAAUGCAGUGUCCUGCUGAGCUCGUGUAUCAGGAAGUGAUUCUUCAGCCAGAGAAGAUGGUUCAGUGGAACAAAACUGUUUCUGUCUGCCAGAUCCUUCAGAGGAUCGAUGACAACACUCUGGUGUCAUAUGAUGUUUCCUCUGGUGCAGCAGGCGGAGUUGUGUCUGCGAGGGACUUUGUUAACGUUCGGCGAGUGGAGCGCAAACGAGACUGUUACCUGUCUGCUGGCAUGGCAACCGACCAUGACGCCAAGCCUCCGUGCGGCCGCUAUGUCAGGGGAGAAAAUGGACCUGGAGGAUUUGUGGUCCUCAAAUCCAGCAGCAACCCGUCCAUCUGCACCUUCAUCUGGGUCCUCAACACAGACUUGAAGGGCCGCCUGCCUCGCUACCUCAUCCACCAGAGUCUGGCCGCCACCAUGUUUGAAUUCAUGUCGCAUUUACGCCAACGUAUCGCCGACCUGCGUCCCUCUCUGCGCUCCCACCACCACCCCCGCCACCACCACCAUGUUUAAAGAGAUUUUAAACAGUGCCGCAGCCGGUUGGGAAGUGUCACUACUGGUUUUUUUUUAGUUUUGGUUUUGGUUUUGGAUGCUCGAAAACGGCCGCUUGAUGCUUCCUCAGCUGAAGGGAAGAGACGACUGCACUCCUCGGAGCAGGAGACGUGACACAUUUCAGACAAGAAGAGACGAGGAAUCCUAAAAGACUUUCCUCCUUAUCGUGAAACUACACUUUUUAAAAGCGAGAUCACGUGCAUAUUUUCGCGUUGGACCUGUAUCUGUUUUGCGGUGAGAACUUUAUUGAAGACUUGGAUGAAAAUGGAGCCACUUCUGACUGCAGCAUCUGUCUGAAUCGUUUCAAAAAAAAAACUGCACGUCCGAAGCAGCUGUUUCUCUGAGCCUUAUCUCGCUGCCACCGAUCUGCUGCUUUUCCAUUUAGAUUAUUACGUAUUCUUGAGUUUUCACUGCACCCGCCCUGCCCACACUUCACAGCCAUAUUUUAAUUUGAAUGGGUAAAAGCUGUAACCACACUGUUUAUUCUCCUCUACUACACUGUGAUGGAUGGAGGAGGCGCUCUGCUGUCUGAUCACCACUGGAGGAAGACACCACUGAGCCUCACAGUGAAAAAAGCGUCUGGUUUGAGGCCUCGGUGCAAAAAUCUACCAUUUAACCAAGUAUUACUGUGGGUUUUAAAUACUGCUUUGUUUUGCACUUUGGGAUCAGACAGAAGAUCGAACCAGGACGCACAUUAGCCUGAUGAUUAUGUUCAUAAAUUAGGACGCGGUUUGCUUCAAAAAGCUCUCUUUUGUGCCAGUAACCUCAAGUGGCCUUGUGGUAAAAUAGCUGAGCUCAUUAUUUGUCAUCAAACGCUAUUACUGUACUGAUGUAAUUACCAUUAUCUCCAACACUGGCCCCCAAUCAGGCCCUGCCAUGCUUCUCCGAAUGAAGUUUUGGUUUCAUUUCUUCCAUUUAUGGAGCCUUUCAUAGUUUAAAUCAUGCCUCCAGCUUAGGUUUUGUAUUAAAUUCUGCAUAUCAGCGCAAUGUACCUCAAGAAAAUCAUGGUUUAUAAACGCAAAGUGGUUCAAAUUACUGUAGAGACAGUCGGCCUUUCUUGUGCUUUCCAAGAGAACUCGGUUCAUUCUUUAAAGGACCGUGUUUUAGCUGCGAAAUCCACAUGGCCUUGAGGAAUUUUUCCUGUGGAUUUUUUGUCUUCAUUAAGCCCAAAACACACAGAUAACCAGGAUCAUUUAUCAGGACUGAUUUUAUCUACUCACUGUACAGAAGGAAUGUCGGAUGAAAAUAACUAAUGAUAUCAAUAGUUCUGUGCCUUUAUCGCAUUAACAUUACACAUCAGCCUUUUCUUUUGCUUUAUUACAUGCUCUUAAAUCUGUGCUUAAAGCCUUGAAAUGAAGGUGUUCUACAUGCAUAUGAAGCCUGCUUAGAGUUUUUAAGUUACCGUUUUCUUUAGUAGUUUUUGAGUGUAAGUCAUUCGUCACAUGUUAAUUUAAAGCCAUCACCACUGACCAACAGUUUUUACUGAGUCUUAACCAGUGUCUUAUGUCUAAUAAAAAAUGAAUUUACAGUGUCA